Molecule: messenger RNA, 5322 nt
Organism: Salvelinus namaycush (lake trout)
Lineage: Eukaryota; Metazoa; Chordata; Actinopteri; Salmoniformes; Salmonidae
Product: protein unc-13 homolog A-like
Exons: 41
Biological process (GO): neuromuscular junction development; synaptic vesicle priming; synaptic vesicle maturation
Cellular component (GO): presynaptic active zone cytoplasmic component; neuromuscular junction; plasma membrane
Molecular function (GO): calcium ion binding; syntaxin-1 binding; calmodulin binding
Source: RefSeq, a predicted model, not a curated record
AUGUCAUUGCUGUGCGUUGGCGUGAAGAAAGCCAAACUCGAUGGACCCCAAGAGAAAUUUAACACCUACGUGACGCUGAAGGUGCAGAAUGUCAAGAGCACCACCAUCGCUGUGCGGGGCGCCCAGCCAUGCUGGGAGCAGGACUUCAUGUUUGAGAUCAACAGGCUGGACCUGGGGCUGACGGUGGAGGUGUGGAACAAAGGGUUAAUCUGGGACACCAUGGUGGGGACCUUGUGGAUCCCCCUGCAAAACAUCCGCCAGUCUAAUGAGGAUGGGCCGGGGCAGUGGCUGACCCUGGACUCCCAGGUCAUCAUGGCUGAGAAUGAGAUUACCGGCACCAAAGACCCCACCUUCCAUCGCGUGCUGCUGGACACCCGCUUUGAACUGCCAUUAGACAUUCCAGAGGAUGAGGCUCGAUACUGGGCCAAGAAACUGGAGCAACUCAAUGCCAUGAGGGACCAGGACUACACAUACCAGGAGGAGGAGGAGAGACCACUGCAAGCACCAUCAACACAGUGCUGUAACUGGAGUCUUUGGGGAGACCAGCAAAAUGAAGACCCAGACAGUGCGGUGGACGACAGAGACAGUGACUACCGCAGUGAGACCAGUAACAGCAUCCCCCCUCCCUUCUACACCACGUCUCAGCCCAACGCCUCCAUGCACCAGUACCCCAUCCAGAGAGACCAGCGCUACUCCUCGCUAACCUCCUACAACGGCUCCAUCCAAGAGCUGGACUACGACAACCAGAGACCCAUGAGUCCUACAGGCAGCAGUCGCUAUGCCUCCUCUGGGGAGCUGAGUCGAGGCAGCUCCCAGCUCAGUGAGGAGUUUGGCCCUGAGAACGAGGGGAGUCUGAGAGGCUCUGUGGAGCUCUACGAUGAGAACGACUCUUACCACUCCUGCCACUCCUCUGUCAGCUACGACAAGGAAUCGGCUGGCUGGGACCCCGAUGAGCCCGAGGUGGUGUACAGUGACGAAGGGGGCUAUGUCAAAGAUGGCGGAGAGGAAGGGGCUAUUUACGAGGAGGAGGAGGGCGAGCUCUACGAGCCCGAGCAGGGAGAGGGGGAGUACAACUAUGAGGGAGAGGAGGAGAUAAUUUACGAAGAUGAAGAUCUCUACCCUCUGGACGGCACGCUCAGCGAGAACCAGGAGCCACCCUACACGGCCCCCACGCUGGCCCCCGAGGCCUCCAUCACCAGGCCCCCUCUGGAGAAACAAGCCUCUCUGAGAGAGCAGCAGCCCGAGCCCCCCACCCUGGCCCCCACCACCCAGGCCCAGACCAUGCCCCCUGUCCAGCCCCCUGUCACCACAGCCUCCACCAAGCCUCCAUUUACCCCCAUGAUCCAUCCAUCCCUCAUCCAGCCCCCGGUGCCCACAGCCCAGCCCCCUGCUCCAGAGACCCAGCCUCCAGUGUCUGAUGCCCUGGAUGAUAUCCUCCUAGACCUCCAAGAGGAAGAGCCUCUGUCUUUAGAGCAGGAGGUCCCUGUGGUGGAGAGUCCCCCAGCAGAAGUCCCAGCAGAGAAGAGUGAGACUCCUCUUGUCAGCUAUCAAAGGCCCAUCAUGGAGCCUGGGCCAGACAGGGCCAGGGCCAACUGGCAACGGCUCUGCAGCAAGGUCCGACUACAGCUGCAGCAGGCUCGAGGGGAGUCGGUUGGGAUUUGCUCCCUGUUGCUAUCAGCAGGGGUGGGUGGGGCGCUGUAUAGCAUUGACAGCAUGCCGGACCUCCGCAAGAGGAAAGCCAUGCCUCUGGUCAGAGACCUGUCCCUGGCUCAGAACUCCAGGAAGCCAGGGAUUACAUCAGCCAUGGCGUCCAGCACUCUCAAUAACGAGGAACUGAAGAGUCAUGUGUACAAGAAGACCCUACAGGCUCUGAUAUACCCCAUCUCCUGCACCACGCCCCAUAACUUUGAGGUGUGGACGGCCACCACGCCCACCUACUGCUAUGAGUGUGAGGGGCUGCUGUGGGGUAUCGCCCGUCAGGGCAUGAGGUGCACCGAGUGUGGGGUCAAAUGUCACGAUAAGUGCCAGGACCUGCUCAACGCUGACUGCCUGCAAAGGGCAGCGGAAAAGAGUUCUAAGCAUGGGGCGGAGGACAGAACCCAGAACAUCAUCAUGGUUCUGAAGGACAGGAUGAAGAUCCGGGAGAGGAACAAGCCGGAGAUCUUUGAGCUGAUCCAGGAGGUGUUUGCCAUGGUCAAAGCCACUCACGUCACCUACAUGAAGCAGAUCAAACAGAGCGUACUAGACGGCACCUCCAAGUGGUCGGCCAAGAUCAGCAUCACAGUGCUGUGUGCCCAGGGCCUUCAGGCCAAGGAUAAAACUGGCACGAGUGACCCUUAUGUCACGGUCCAGGUGGGCAAGACCAAGAAGAGGACCAAGACUAUCUACGGCAACCUCAACCCUGUCUGGGAGGAGAACUUCCACUUUGAGUGCCACAACUCCUCGGACCGGAUCAAGGUGCGGGUGUGGGACGAGGAUGAUGACAUCAAGUCUCGGGUGAAACAGAAGUUCAAGAGGGAGUCAGAUGACUUCCUGGGUCAGACCAUCAUUGAGGUCCGCACGCUGAGCGGAGAGAUGGACGUCUGGUACAACCUGGACAAGCGUACAGACAAGUCAGCCGUGUCUGGUGCCAUCAGGAUGCACAUCAAUGUGGAGAUCAAAGGAGAGGAAACAGUCGCUCCAUAUCAUGUCCAAUACACCUGUCUGCACGAGAACCUCUUCCACUUUGUCACAGAUGUGCAGAGCUCUGGCGUUGUGAAGAUUCCUGAUGCUAAAGGGGAUGACGCGUGGAAGGUGUACUUUGAUGAGACUCCUCAGGAGAUAGUGGAUGAGUUUGCCAUGCGCUACGGAGUGGAAUCCAUCUACCAGGCUAUGACUCACUUUGCCUGCCUGUCGUCUAAGUACAUGUGCCCGGGGGUUCCCGCGGUAAUGAGUACGCUGCUGGCCAACAUCAAUGCCUACUACGCCCACACCACCCAGGCCACAAACAAUGUGUCGGCCUCCGACCGCUUCGCCGCAUCCAACUUCGGGAAAGAACGAUUUGUGAAGCUCCUGGACCAACUCCACAACUCUCUGAGGAUUGACCUGUCCAUGUACCGGAAUAACUUCCCAGCCAGCAGUUCUGAGAGGCUGCAGGACCUCAAGUCUACUGUGGACCUGCUCACCAGCAUCACCUUCUUCAGGAUGAAGGUCCAGGAGCUACAGAGUCCCCCCAGAGCCAGUCAGGUGGUGAAGGACUGUGUCAAGGCCUGUCUCAACUCCACCUAUGAAUACAUCUUCAAUAACUGUCACGAGCUCUACAGCCGGGAGUACCAGACAGAUCCGGCCAAGCCAGGUGUGGAACACCCAGAGGAGCAGGGUCCCAGCAUCAAGAACCUGGACUUCUGGUCCAAACUCAUCACCCUCAUCGUGUCCAUCAUAGAAGAGGACAAGAACUCCUACACACCCUGCCUCAACCAGUUUCCUCAGGAGCUCAAUGUGGGUAAAAUCAGUGCCGAGGUGAUGUGGAACCUGUUUGCUCAGGAUAUGAAGUACGCCAUGGAGGAGCAUGAAAAGAACCGGCUGUGUAAGAGUGCGGAUUACAUGAACCUGCAUUUUAAAGUCAAGUGGCUUUACAACGAGUACUGCAAAGACCUGCCCUUCUUCAAGAGCCGUGUGCCCGAGUACCCGGCGUGGUUUGAGCCGUUUGUCAUCCAGUGGUUGGACGAGAAUGAGGAAGUGUCUCGAGACUUCCUGCACGGUGCGCUGGAGAGGGACAAAAAAGACGGGUUCCAGGUAACGUCGGAACAUGCUCUGUUCUCCUGCUCCGUAGUGGACGUCUUCUCUCAGCUCAACCAGAGCUUCGAGAUCAUCCGCAAGCUGGAGUGUCCCGACCCCCAGAUCGUAGGCAACUAUAUGAAACGAUUUGCCAAGACCAUCGGUAACGUUCUCCUGUCCUACGCUGACAUCAUCUCCAAGUGCUUCGCUAACUACGUCAACAUGGAGAAAGUGGUGAGUGGCCAAUGACUCGACAUGACACAUGUUCCAUGCAUCCUGAUCAACAACAUCCAGCAGCUCAGAGUUCAACUGGAGAGGAUGUUUGAGGCCAUGGGAGGAAAGGAUCUGUGCAAGGAGGCCAGUGACUUCCUGAAAGACCUGCAGGUGAAGCUGAAUACUGUGAUGGAUGAUCUCAGCAGGAUAUUUUCUGUCAGUUUCCAGCCGCAGAUUGAGGACAACGUGAAACAGAUGGGAGACAUCCUUGGCCAGGUGAAGGGGACCAACGUGGGGGCUAACAACUGCAGUAGCGUGGCCCAGGACGCUGACAAUGUGCUGCAGCCCAUCAUGGACUUCCUGGACAGCAACCUGACGCUGUUUGCUAAGAUCUGCGAGAAGACGGUGCUGAAACGUGUUCUGAAGGAGCUGUGGAAACUGGUGAUGAACACCAUGGAGAAGACUAUCGUCCUGCCCCCUCUCACUGACCAGACGGGCAGGGUGAAGCUUGCUUGUCACAGUGAUGGCACUCAGCUCAUCUCCAACGCUGCCAAACAGCUGGGACAGCUCUCCAAGAUAAAGGAGCACAUGGGUCGUGAGGAGGCCAAGGCACUGUCCCCUAAGCAGUGUGCUGUGAUAGAACUGGCUCUGGACACCAUCAAGCAAUACUUCCAUGCUGGAGGGGUGGGCCUGAAAAAGACCUUCCUGGAGAAGAGUCCUGACCUGUUGUCUCUACACUACGCCCUGUCCCUCUACACCCAGGCCACAGACAAACUCAUCAAGACCUUUGUUUCAUCUCAGAACGCACAAGGCUCUGGAGUGGACGACGCCGUGGGAGAGGUGUCUAUCCACGUGGAGAUCUUCACCCACCCCAACACUGGAGAGCACAAGGUCACCGUCAAAGUGGUGGCAGCCAAUGACCUGAGGUGGCAGACCACGGGGGUGUUCCGUCCCUUCGUGGAGAUCUACAUCAUCGGUCCUCACCUGGCUGACAAGAAGAGGAAGUACGCCACCAAGUCCAAGAACAACAGCUACGCCCCCAAAUACAACGAAACGUUCACAUACACCCUCAGUAACGAGGUGGGCACAGAGUGUUACGAGCUGCAGGUGUGUGUGAAGGACUACUGCUUCGCCCGGGAGGACCGUACGGUGGGCAUGGCCGUGAUGCAGUUGAAGGACAUGUCCUCUAGGGGCAGCGUGGCUUGCUGGCUCCCCCUGGGGAAACGCGUGCACAUGGACGAGACGGGCCUCACCGUCCUCCGCAUCCUGUCCCAGCGCAACAACGACGACGUGGCAAAGGAGUUCGUCAAGCUCAAGUCAGACCAGCGUUCUCCCGAGGAAGGCCGAGGCUGA